Molecule: messenger RNA, 1180 nt
Organism: Lycium ferocissimum
Lineage: Eukaryota; Viridiplantae; Streptophyta; Magnoliopsida; Solanales; Solanaceae
Product: chloroplastic group IIB intron splicing facilitator CRS2-B, chloroplastic
Exons: 9
Coding region: 232-963 (243 amino acids)
Molecular function (GO): peptidyl-tRNA hydrolase activity
Source: RefSeq, a predicted model, not a curated record
UUUUGGGACGAGUACUUCUAUCAUAUCCGUAAAAUAUCCUCUGUGUGAGUCUAUCCAAAGCUCUCAAGAAACUUAAAUGGUAGUGGCGGGCAAAUUCACUCUGUCCAACAGUAUUUCUUCUUAGCUCGAAUCCUUUGCUCGACCGUAUUCUUUGAAUAUAUUUCUAGAAUCCACUUGAGUUCAAUUGAAAGGAAUACCCGUGAUGUUUUAGUAAUUUUCACUAUCAGGUCAAUGUUGCAUGCAGUAUCUGCCCCAAAAAGUUGCAGUAUAUCAUAUCCAAGAACCCCUUGUUAUCAAAGGCCUUUUGCCCCCACAAGGCUUAGAGUGUCAGCUUCACUUCCAGAGCCUAAUGGGGUUAAGGUUGAGUACACUCCUUGGUUGGUUGUUGGAUUGGGAAAUCCCGGAAACAAGUAUCACGGGACUCGCCACAAUGUUGGUUUCGAGAUGAUUGAUCGAGUUUCUCAAGAGGAGGGCAUUGUGUUAAACACAAUACAGUCAAAGGCCUUGAUUGGGAUAGGUUCCAUUGGGGAGGUACCUGUUGUAUUGGCAAAGCCUCAGUCCUACAUGAAUUUCAGUGGAGAAUCAGUUGGACCGCUUGCUGCAUAUUAUCAGGUGCCCUUGCGUCACAUCCUUCUGGUUUAUGAUGAGAUGAGCUUACCCAAUGGUGUUUUGAGGCUUCAGCCUAAAGGAGGACAUGGCCAUCAUAAUGGGGUGAAAAGUGUGAUGGAGCAUUUGGAUGGUCGCCGGGAAUUUCCACGAUUUUGCAUAGGAAUUGGAAAUCCGCCUGGUACAAUGGACAUGAAGGCAUAUCUUUUGCAAAAGUUCAGUGAUUUAGAGCGGAAACAGGUGAAUGCAGCACUUGAUCAAGGAGUUGAGGCUGUCAGGACGGUAGUAUUGGAAGGCUUUGGCAGUAGAAUCUCGCGAUUUAAUAUAGGGCAGAAAUACAAGUAUCAUAAAGUUUGAUGUGAUGAAUCUAGAAUGAAUGUAUGAAAGACCACAAUAGUUACCUGAUAACUUAAGUCUAGCUAGUUGAGCUUGCACUGGGAGUCUGCUUAGGAAGUUUUUGGACUCUUUUGAGUAAUGCUUAUAGUUUCAUGCUGGCAUGCAGCAUAUGUAAACACUUGUAGAAUAGAUAUUUAAAACGAAAAAAGCACUUGUAGAAUAGAAUUUCAUUUGUCCC